AUGGCUGUUUUACAAUCUGUUGACCUGGAACAGUCAUCCGAAUUUCAUGGCAUAAUUGAUGGGGUGGCCCCUCUGACCAGCCCAGCACCUCAGAUGAGAGCUGCCCCCAGGCCAACCCCAGCCGCUCACCCGCCAGCAGCAGCCCCACAUUCAGCCGUGGGCUCACCAGCUGCUGCUCCCAGGCAGCCAGGUCUGAUGGCCCAGAUGGCGACCACAGCGGCUGAUGUGGCCGUGGGCUCUGCUGUCGGCCACAUGCUGGGCCACGCCAUCACCAGAGGCUUCAGUGGAGGAAGUCAAGCUGAGCCCACAGCAAGGCCUGACAUCACUUACCAGGAACCUCAGGGUGCCCCACCAGCAUACCAGCAGCAGCAGCAGCAGUUCGGCUCUCGCCACUAUGAGAUGAAACAAUUUUUGGAGUGUGCCCAGAACCAGGGUGACCUCAAGCUCUGUGAGGGGUUAAGUGAGGUGCUGAAGCAAUGCCGAUUUGCAAAUGGAUUAGCAUAA
Messenger RNA from Chrysochloris asiatica (Cape golden mole), 504 nucleotides. Its product is annotated as coiled-coil-helix-coiled-coil-helix domain-containing protein 2, mitochondrial-like. The record is from RefSeq and is a predicted model, not a curated record. Gene Ontology annotation, molecular function: sequence-specific DNA binding. Lineage: Eukaryota; Metazoa; Chordata; Mammalia; Afrosoricida; Chrysochloridae. The transcript is spliced from 2 exons. Gene Ontology annotation, cellular component: nucleus; mitochondrion. The coding region runs from base 1 to 504 and encodes 167 amino acids. Gene Ontology annotation, biological process: mitochondrion organization; positive regulation of transcription by RNA polymerase II.